AUGCAGGACCAGAAGCGAUCAGCAGUACCAAGUUAUUUCGUCCCAGCCGCUGCUCACCAGCCAGCACCUCUAACUUUGGGGAUACCAACAAAACUGCCAUCAGUGUAUCACCUCAUUGACCCUCGUUUACUCUAUGCAUCGCCGGGUCAGUUCACCGGUACUGGGCUCUCAGGGACUCUAACCCUUUCCGAGUUGCGAUACUAUCAAUAUCAGAACCAAGAGAUUGAGGCAUACAUUGCUAUAAAACUGGCACAGUUACCCAAACGGCAGCAGGAACAUGGAACACAACAUCUAGUUCUCGGCUCUCAGGGUGUUCCACAAGGAUAUCAUCAGGAUGAUGCUAUAAACGUACCGAAUUCCACUUUUCAACAGCAACAUGCUUCCAGGUACGCACGGCAUCUAGGACUGCAGCAAACUGCUAUGCCGACUCAGCAUCCGCCGCGAGCGCCAAUCUUCACAGCACAGAUGUACGAGACGGUUCAGCCCACCCAGAAUCUUCUCCCGCAACCGGGUUAUCUUCAGUCACCAGGAUCUCCGUUCCACCCUCCGAUACAGAAUAUCCAGCAACACCCUGUCCCCAUAGAAUCUCGACCUAUGCCCGCGCAGCCUGGGUCUACGUCCACACGUCGCGACAUGAUCAGUCCUGGUCUCCCGGCCUUCACCAGGCCCGCCGGCAUUGCCAAAUCUACCUUCAAGACACUCACGCCUGCAGGCCUACCAGACUUCUCCGACCCAGCCCAACGCGUAACAGCCAUGGCAGCUUUCAAGAAACUCUCGCGAGAGGAAAAGAUAGCGAAACUUUUGGAACUAGAAAGAGCUGAGAAGGCCAUGAACCCCAACGCGAUCACACAGGUACAGAAGAUCCUCAUCAAGUCAGCUGCAGAACAGGCGGCCGCAGCGAAGGCAGUUGCGGCAGGUGAAUACAGAAUGGAUAAGAGCAAGAGAAAUGCAGAGAACAUGAUCAAGCCAUCAUACCAACAAGCGAUAAUCGUUCCGGCCCCGAUCUAUCGGACUCGUCAGAGUGCAUACACGAACACGCCAGGAGUUGGAGGCUUCGCGUCUCACCCAGAGUACUCGAGUAUCACGAGUUCGUUUCGUUCUCCGCAGUCUCAUAGGGUUUUCAUGGUUCCUACACUGGCUCCCAAGCGAAAAGAGAAAUGA
Molecule: messenger RNA, 1161 nt
Organism: Alternaria atra
Lineage: Eukaryota; Fungi; Ascomycota; Dothideomycetes; Pleosporales; Pleosporaceae
Exons: 1
Coding region: 1-1161 (386 amino acids)
Source: RefSeq, a predicted model, not a curated record